This is a messenger RNA of Gordionus sp. m RMFG-2023, 1820 nucleotides long. Its product is annotated as N-acetylglucosamine-6-phosphate deacetylase-like. The record is from RefSeq and is a predicted model, not a curated record. Bases 1 to 1563 code for a protein of 520 amino acids. The transcript is spliced from 12 exons. Gene Ontology annotation, biological process: N-acetylglucosamine catabolic process. Gene Ontology annotation, molecular function: N-acetylglucosamine-6-phosphate deacetylase activity. Lineage: Eukaryota; Metazoa; Nematomorpha; Gordioida; Chordodea; Parachordodidae.
AUGGGGGCCGGCAUAAACUUAGCCCGUUACAGAUUUCUAGUCUAUACUAAUCCCAAAAGUCAAAUUCCAUUCUCCAAAAACAAUGUCAAUAUGACGGGAAUUUCACUGGAUGCAAACCACCCUCAAAAACGAAUGCCUACCCUCCUAAAAAAUUUCAACGUCUUCGGCGACGAUGUCAGUCUAAUCGCAAAAUCUUUAAUUUUAAACAAACUGGAUCAAAAACAGGAUAUUUUGACACAGUUUACAGAUUGUUUCAUAUUAAGGGAUCACAAAAUAUUUAAAGAAGAUAUAUGGGUACGUAGAGACGUCCAAAUUAAUGGUGCAUUUGGAAUUGACUUUUCCCAACUUCAAGAUCACCAUGACCCUAAUAAAGAUAUUCAAUUUGUUGGUGAAAAGUUGCUAAAACAUGGAGUGACAUCAUUUGUUCCUACAAUAAUAACCUCCCCUGUAUCAUAUUAUCAUAAGAUUCUUCCUAAAAUAAAGAAAACCAAGAUUCCCGAUCAUAGAUGUGCUAAUGUUUUGGGUGUACACUUAGAGGGCCCAUUUAUAAACCCAUCCAAAAGAGGCAUUCACCAGCCCGAAUUUAUAUACAAACCUUCUUCCAUAUCUUUGCCUCCUCUGCCUCAAAAUGGGGCCCUAACGCAGCAAGUACCUACUGUUUCCCAUGAUCGACCAUUACUUUAUUCUUCUUUAACGGAAGUUUAUGGAUCAGGUUUUGAUGAGCCCGAUUCAGCUCCUCUCAUAAUAACAUUAGCUCCCGAAUAUGUGGGAGCUGACAAGGUAAUCGAAAAACUCACGCGAGAGAAGGGGAUCCGCGUUUCCUUAGGACAUUCAAUGGCCAACCUGGAACAAGGAGAGAAAGGUGUUGAAAGCGGUGCUUCCUUUAUAACCCAUUUAUUUAAUGCAAUGCUUCCGUUCCAUCACCGAGAUCCUGGAUUGGUCGGCCUUUUAACAGCAUGUCCUCAUAUUUUCUAUGGAAUGAUAACGGACGGCAUUCACACCAAUCCUGCUGCUAUCAAAAUUGCGCAAAGAACUUUGCCCCAAGGUCUUGUUAUUAUAACCGACGCUAUUCUGACCAUGGGCUUAGAUGAACUACCCCCCUCUCCCAACGAUAAAAAGACUAAGAAACAUCCAGGUAAUUUAGAACGUUAUCAUUCAGUAGACGAAAGUCCUGUCCAACACUUUACUUUCGGAGGUCAAGAUGUCAUUUAUUCACCUGGCGAUAAAACUGCCAUGUCACAACAACAAACUUUAGCUGGAGGUAUGACUCCAUUCGACGCCUGCGUUCAAUAUUUCAAAAAGUCCACAGGCUGUACCUUGGUCGAGGCGCUAGAAUGCAGUUCACUUCAUGCGGCCCAAGCGUUAGGUAUAACAACAUCCAAGGGCUGUCUCGACUUUGGAAACGAUGCAGAUCUAGUAAUACUCGAUCCUGAUACCUUGAAAGUGCAGGGCACAGUUUUAGGGGGCAAGUUGGCAUAUCAAUCGAAUGAGAGCAGCAAACUAGAAAAUAGGAAAAGGAAUAUAAGGGAACUAGACAAGAAUAUCAAAUCUCAUUAUAUUUGAGACUAGGCUUGGAGCCUUUUUUUAAAUAAUAUAAUAUUUAUUGCAAUUACCUUUUUUUAAACAUUUUGAACAUGACAUAUUUUCAUAUAUUAUUGACGAAAUUAUUGGUUCAACUAUAUAUUUAUUAAAUAGUAUUUUUUUUAAAGUUAAUUUUAAUUUUUUUUAACCUUAUAUAAUUAUUGCAUUUGGUACAAUUGUUUUUUAAAUGACAAAUUUUUAUAACUUUAAUUAUUGAAAUAUUAUUAUCAAUUUUUAUA